Molecule: messenger RNA, 4721 nt
Organism: Diabrotica virgifera virgifera (western corn rootworm)
Lineage: Eukaryota; Metazoa; Arthropoda; Insecta; Coleoptera; Chrysomelidae
Gene: P5CDh1
Product: delta-1-pyrroline-5-carboxylate dehydrogenase, mitochondrial
Exons: 11
Coding region: 172-1878 (568 amino acids)
Cellular component (GO): mitochondrial matrix
Molecular function (GO): L-glutamate gamma-semialdehyde dehydrogenase (NAD+) activity
Source: RefSeq, a predicted model, not a curated record
CCCUUCAUUCUGUCAAGUGUCAUUGCAAAUUUGCUCUUAUAUAAAUUCAACGUUACCUGAAUUUUGGAGGUCAUUCUGUAUUUGUUAAAUGUUAGGGAUUAGUUUCUAUUUUUAUGUGUUGAAUUGGUGAUUUUAUUAAAGGAAGUGUUAAAAAAGCUCAAGCUAUAAACGAUGUUAUCUCUAUGUAAACAGAGCUUGUCUUCGAGCUUCCAAAGAGUGGGUGUACGAUGUAUAGGUUCGGUGCUACCUGAUAUGAAAAUCAAAGAUUUCGACGUCAAGAACGAACCUGUGCUAGAGUACUUGAAAGGGUCCAAAGAAAGGUCAGAAUUAGAGAAAGCAUUAAAAGAAGCUUCAUCACAGACUGAGGAUGUUCCCAUUGUAAUCGGCGAUGAAGAAAUUAGAAAUAACGAUGUUAGAUAUCAGGUAAUGCCACAUGACCACAAGAAGAAAUUAGCCAAAUUUUAUUACGCUGAUAAAACUCUUGUUCAAAAAGCUAUAGAUGUAGCAUGUCAAGCCCAGAAAAAAUGGGAUGCUGUACCUAUUUCAGAAAGGAUAAAGAUUUGGGACAAAGCAGCAAACUUGAUGGCAAAUCAAUACAGAGCCAAGUUGAACGCUGCUACUAUGCUAGGACAAGCAAAAACUAUGAUACAGGCUGAAAUUGAUUCGGCUGCGGAACUAAUUGACUUUUUCAGACUGAAUGCCUAUUUCUUAAAAGAAGCAACUAAAUAUCAACCCAUAUCAGAAAACCCAAGAGUUACAAAGAAUUCCAUGAGGUAUCGCGGGAUUGACGGUUUCAUAGCAGCGGUAUCACCAUUUAAUUUUACAGCUAUCGGAGGAAAUUUGGCAUACACUCCAGCCCUUAUGGGCAACGCUGUUUUAUGGAAACCCAGUGACACAGCUUUACUCUCGAAUUGGGUAAUCUUUAAAAUCUGCCGAGAAGCUGGAGUACCUCCUGGCGUAGUCAAUUUUGUACCUGCAGAUGGACCAGUAUUUGGAGAUACGAUUACCGCAUCUCCACAUUUGGCUGGAAUUAAUUUCACUGGAAGUGUUCCGACUUUUACAAGGUUAUGGAAGCAAGUAGGAGAUAAUAUAAACAUUUACAGAAAUUUCCCACGAUUAAUUGGGGAAUGCGGUGGCAAAAACUAUCACUUCGUUCAUCCCACGGCAGAUGUACAAAGUGUUGUCAAUGGUACUAUUCGUAGUGCUUUCGAAUUCUGCGGACAGAAGUGCAGCGCCUGUUCGAGAAUGUACGUUCCAGAAUCACUUUGGCCUAAGAUUAAGGAAGGACUGAUCGAAAAAAGAAAUCAACUAAAAAUUGGCGAUCCAACGGAUCCUGCUAGCUUUACCUCAGCUGUUAUCGAUGAUAAGGCUUUCAACAGGAUUAAAGGUUACAUAGAACAUGGUAAGAAGUCAUCUAAUACAGAAAUCGUUGCUGGAGGUAAAUGCGAUGAUAGUGUUGGCUAUUACAUUGAGCCCACGAUUAUCCAGAGCAAGGAUCCUAAGGACAAAUUGAUGGUAGAAGAAAUCUUUGGGCCCGUUCUCACUGUAUAUGUGUACAAAGAUGACAAAGUGAAAGACACCCUCAACCUAAUAGAAUCAUCAACAUCCUUUGCCCUCACAGGAGCUAUUUUUGCCCAAGAUGAGAAAUUCCUUAAGAGUGCUGUCGAAGAACUGAAAAUGACUGCAGGAAACUUUUAUGUUAACGACAAAUCGACUGGCAGCGUUGUUGGACAACAACCAUUUGGAGGUGCUAGAUUAUCAGGUACGAACGAUAAGGCUGGUGGUCCACAUUACGUCCUUAGAUGGGGAAAUCCACAAGCUAUCAAAGAAACAUUUGUUCCUUUAACAGAUAUCGAAUAUCCAUAUAUGAAACAGUAGAUAAAACUAUCUAUAUAAAUAUAUUUUUUUAGGUUUCAAAAAUUAGCAUAUUGCUUUUAAUGUGAUAAAUAUAAGAGUCAGAUGUAAUAGUUGUUGUUAUAUACAGGAUCUUUCUGGACUUAUAAGUUGUUACAAGGCAUUUAUAGGUAUAUAAUAUGGGGGAGACGAUUUUUUAUAAAUAUUUUUUAAUGGUAUACAGAAAUGCCAAGGGAUUGGGAGAGGAUAAAUUAACAACAGGACAAAAGCAGCUGGAAUGCUAUUUCACAACUAACCAAAAGAUUUCUUUGUUGUAAAGAAGUUUUUUCAAUAGCUGAUUCAAGAAUAAUUUUUGAAGUUCAAGCUAUAGAAUGUUCUAUUUUGUUUUCAUAUUAAUUAAUAGUUUGUACAUUGCGUCAAAAAACGUAAUUUGAUCUCAUAUUAGAAGUAGAGAUGGCAUAAAUAACCGUGUGUACUGAAAAGAAUAAUAAGUAAGGAAUCGUGAAGACUUUUACUGAAUUUUAAUUUUAACAUCAUUCGUCAAAACUCAUUUCAUCCAACAGACAUUUAAACAGAGUUGAGAAAAUAAUUGAUAAAUCUUUUUUGCGAUAAAGCAAAAAUUAGCGAGACUAUUUCACCUACCCCCAAAAUUCAUCACCACUGCCAUUUUCUUUUAGUAACGUAAGAGAGUGUCAAAUGGUUUUUCUCAAUGGAAUUUAUAAGUUUGCAAAUAUCUUGUAUAUAACUAUUUAACGUAGGAAAUUUUCUACCACGGAUUUAGUCUUAGGGUACGAACAUACCGAAGAUACAUGGAUGUGCGCGGUGAAGGUCGAGAUCGCUACAUCGAUGUCAAAACAAACCUUCGUUUUCUUAUCAGAUCGUACAUACCAAGAAUGUUUCAUCCGUUUACCCUCGCGACCUAUCAUCGCGGUUUACAGCGGUGUCAAUACCAGAACAAAAUAGUUUGUUGUACAUCGCGAUAGAGCUAUUGAUUGCCUGGUAAAUUACAACUUAAUUGGUAGUUUUUAAACCACGUGACAUUCGCCGGAGAUUAGCAUAAAUAUGCUGAAAUUUAUCCACACUUAUUCUCUUAAAAGCAUAAAAUCUGUCUGAGUGGUGUUUCUUAAGCUCUUUGAAUAGGUGAUGGCAUUCUUCCAGAUACUGCCUUUUUGAUUUAAAGGAUGAGCCGAAAACUGGCGAUUUGAAGAAUUACAAAUGAUCCACCACUUUUCACUUCAAGACAUGUAAUUACUGUCGUCAAUACUGUUGCUCAUGUACAUAAGUGUGAACAGCCGUAGCGCAGCGGCAUGAUACUGGCCUCAGAAGCCAGAGCGCCCGGGUUCGAGCCCCGGAACAGACAAUCCAUCUUUCAUUUCUAAAAAUGAUACGAACUGUUCACCGUGCCUCGGAGAGUACAUGUUAAGCCGUUGGUCCCCCUGGGCUAGUACAUCGACACUGCCCAGGCAAUCAAGCGACGUCAAGAACGUCGAGGAAACGUCAGUUUUUAGUUGAAUAUAUAUACGUGUUUGAAUAUUAUGUCGUAUAAACGUCUUUUGUAGGUGAUUUUAAAUACGUAACAUUAUUGACGUUAAAAUACGCCUAAAAACACGUUUUCAUUUCAGACAGCCUUGUCUGACAGUUUGACGUCACAAAAUUGGGAGGAGCUUAAAGACUUAAUGCUUAUGACUUCAAACAAUUUCCAUUAAGAAGUGUUUCAUUUAUUGUUUAGGUGCUUUGUGUGGUAAAAUAAGACUUCAUUUAGAUAUUUAGUUGAAGAAACUUGUUAAUUAAGAGAUUUUCAUUAGUUUUUCUCAAGUGAGUAAGUUUAAUACAAUAAUUCUUCUUGAAAACUGUUUGACGUUAUGUUUUAAUUUGUUUUGGAUAUGUUAUCGAGUUCAAUUAAAUUAACAAUAAAUUAUUUAUUAAUUUAUAUGUUGUUUCAAUUUUAACACAGUAAGUAUAUGUAUAUAAAAAGUGAAAAUUCUAUACAUUUUAGAGUCUUCCAAUUUGGUUUUACUUUUAGCCUAUGGGCUAAAUUUAAAACGGUUAAAUGAAAAAUUGCAAUACCAACAAUGCCCAUACGAAUAAAAUUAUUGUAUAUCUUUACAACCAUAAAAUGAAACAUAAUCUAAAAACGACAUAAAAACUACGUUUUUGAUAUCACGUAUUUAAAAGGUGAUAAAAAUGACGUCAAUUAUGGUGGGACAUAUUCACGUGACUUUCGACGUCGAAAAAACAUGAUAAACUGACGUGGUUUGGUGAUAAAUAUGACGUUUUUUCAACGUUUUGUAAACGUUAUUUGGUUGCCUGGGUAGUUACUUGAAACAGGGUUAAAGAUGCAAGUGGCGGCGGGACCUGUCCGAAAGGACAUCCCUGGCAAAAAUUCCAUACGAUAUUAUUAUUAUUAUGUACAUAAGUCAGUCACCUCAGAAGCCACAAAGUACACUGAAAGAAAGGUAUCUUCGGUACGUUCUGCCCAUCAUCGAUGUAAACCUCGACCCCCGACCUCCACCACACACAUCCAUGAAUCUCCGAUGUGUCCGUACCCUUACAAUCACCAGUUGAGUAUGUACAUUACUGUCUUUAAAUUUCGAGUAAUAAAAAAGACGUUUAUAGAUAGUUCUAAAUAGUAGUUCACUUUUCUACAGAGUUUAAAAUAUAAUCCAGAUAUUUAGGAAGUUGAACUGUAUAGACAAUAGUAAACUCUGAAAGUAUUUAUGAACAUUUUUUGUUUGUUACCAACACUUUGUAUUAUAAUAUGUAAUUAUUUUAUUUGUGCAUGUGUAUGUUGUAUAUUCUUUUUUUUAUUAUACACCGGUAAUACAUGUAAUUUCCAAAAUUAUGUAAGCAAUAAAUAAUUUAUUUUA